UCGGUGCAAGAUAUUGCGAUUUAAGUGGAAGUGUAUGAGUAGUGUCUGUUCCUUGGGGAAUCAUUAGGAUCAUUCGAUUUGCUCAUAUUUUGAGAGAUAUUAUUCUGCUGUUUCAAGUUCUAGUUUGGAUUCUGCCAGACUUCGCAGCGCCCAUUCUGAUGGUGAUUUUUCCGGAAUGCCGAGAAUUCUACAGAGAGCUGAAGAAACAUUUCCUGCUGAGACAGAAAGGAUGAACUGUACAAAUUCAGAGAAGGUUGUAGUGGGUCCGUCUGGUGAGACACACCCAGCAAGUCAUGAUGCAAUCCAGGCCAUGACUAUAAAAGCUGAGGAAGUCUCAGAGUCACAAGAGGAAGCUGAUCCUGUGCGAAUAACAUUUCAGGAAGUAAAGGCUGAACCUGAGAACUGUACAAAUUUGGAGAAUGCUUUAGUGGUUCCACAUGGUGAGACAUACCCAACACCUCAUGAUGCAAAUCAGGCCAUGAAUGUAAAAGCUGAGGCAGUCUCAGAUGCAGAAGAGGAAGAUGAUCCUCUGCCAGUUGCAUGCAUCCCACAGCUCUGGUCUCUUGUGCUGAACUGCAUCACAAAGAUGACGGAGGACUUCUUGGUAGUACUCCUUAUUGACAGUUUGUCCUAG
Molecule: messenger RNA, 634 nt
Organism: Cryptotermes secundus
Lineage: Eukaryota; Metazoa; Arthropoda; Insecta; Blattodea; Kalotermitidae
Exons: 5
Coding region: 176-634 (152 amino acids)
Source: RefSeq, a predicted model, not a curated record